Juglans regia (Persian walnut) is the source of this 1474-nucleotide messenger RNA. RefSeq names its product 5'-adenylylsulfate reductase 2, chloroplastic-like. NCBI's taxonomy places the organism in Eukaryota, Viridiplantae, Streptophyta, Magnoliopsida, Fagales, Juglandaceae. The transcript is spliced from 3 exons. Bases 80 to 967 code for a protein of 295 amino acids. The record is from RefSeq and is a predicted model, not a curated record.
UGUCCAUGGCUCUCAAGUCCUGGGAAGUGACCAGGUUCAAUGAAUCUGCCGAACCACUCUCCCACCUGAUUAUAAAUAUAUGGUCCUUCAUGGGACAGAAAGAAAAGAAAGCCAACUCCUUUUUUUGGCUUUUGCUUCUACUUCUGCUGCUGUUUUCCGUCUUGGUUCAGCUUCAUCUUCAAUCUUUGAGCUAAAUGCUCAACAAGGUGUCUCUUUCCGACCAUUGGAUCGAUCACUUUUUCAAGCACCUAAUUGGGAGGGCACUAUCAAUGGUAGAUAUUGGGUGAAAAAUGCUCAUGUGGAGCCUAGGAAGGAGCUUAACGUUCCCCUAGCAGCAACAUUUGCUAAGCCUGCGCGCGCAGCUAAGGGUGUCUCUUCGAUUGAAUCAUGGUUAACUGUUUGCUAUCUUCUGUGGUUUAACGUAAACACUGCGAGUUUGAACUUAAACACGUCAUGCCAUAUUGACUUCAUGUUCAUGGAUGCCGUUGAGGUGCUGGCACUAUUGGUCAACAAUGGACUACUGCUUUCCCACAAAAAUGGGUACCGAGAAUGCUGCCAAUUGAGCGAGGUGACUCCUCUUCAGUGGACUCUUGACAGUCUACUUGCUUGGAUCGGCGGGGUAAAAGAUCAAUCCCUAUUUGAAGGAAGGGCACAUGGUGGCAUUGGUAGCUUGUUUAAGUGGAAUGGAAUGUCAAAUGCAGGUGGUAAUUACCAAGAAUAUUCGAGCUUCCUCCAAGUCAUGAACUUGCUGUUCAAUAGUAUCCCUUUUCAGAGAUAUGUCUCAGGGUACUCUCAAAUGGGUAUGAAUCAUGCACCUGACCAGUACUUCCAUGGAAGGGUGAGAAAAAAGGAAUGUGGCGGUGGGAGGGCACGUACAGAGACUAAGGAGCAUUUUAAUUUUCCCAAGGCUAUCGAAAGGAUCAUUCGAAGGGUUUUAGUGCUGCCCAUUGAUAAUGAUCAUGAAUGAAGCCAUAUUAUACCUUUCUUCUUGUACCGAACUAGGGUACUGAUGUCUCAUCCAUUUUAUUGCUGCUUUAUUCUGCCGCUAUGUCCUUGGCGGAGAUCCCAUGUUCUGGUAUUUACCAUGAGAAGAGUUCCCCUUUGCAACUUCAAGUUUGUAAGCUCUUGUUGAUCAUGAAUUACAGCUGUAAACAUGGUCCAAGAGUCUCUCGCUCCCGUUGUUCUGGUGUUUUCAUAAAAAAAAAAAACAAGUAGUGGAAGGCAAACAAAUGGAGCUACAAUGGUCUAUACAUGGUGGUAGAUGUCUCUCUAUCCAAAUCCUUUAGCUUCUUUCUCAAGAAUUUGCUCUGUAGUCAGCAGUUAUAUUGAUGAACUAGCUUAUUGCGAGUUUUCUUUCUUUCAUGGUGAGAAAAGAUUCCCAGUUGAUUUCUAAUGUAUUUUCCUGUAUCUUGGGCUUAUUACUUCUUGGUUGUAUGUCGUAUGUUUCUCCAAUUCAAACACAAGUUUUGCUCUC